Acipenser ruthenus (sterlet) is the source of this 614-nucleotide messenger RNA. RefSeq names its product eukaryotic translation initiation factor 3 subunit D-like. The transcript is spliced from 5 exons. Gene Ontology annotation, biological process: translational initiation. Gene Ontology annotation, cellular component: cytoplasm; eukaryotic translation initiation factor 3 complex. Lineage: Eukaryota; Metazoa; Chordata; Actinopteri; Acipenseriformes; Acipenseridae. The record is from RefSeq and is a predicted model, not a curated record. Bases 1 to 480 code for a protein of 159 amino acids. Gene Ontology annotation, molecular function: translation initiation factor activity.
AUGACAGCCCCUGUCUGUCUGUCUGUCUCGUUCCAGCACUGUAACGGUGUGGACUGGCGUCAGAAACUGGACUCCCAGAGGGGCGCUGUGCUGGCCACUGAGCUGAAGAACAACAGCUACAAGCUGGCCCGCUGGACCUGCUGCGCCAUGCUGGCUGGAUCGGAGUACCUCAAACUGGGCUACGUGUCACGUUACCACGUGAAGGACUCUGCGCGCCACGUCAUCCUGGGCACCCAGCAGUUCAAACCCAACGAGUUUGCCAGCCAGAUCAACCUGAGCAUGGAGAACGCCUGGGGCAUCCUGCGCUGCGUCAUCGACACCUGCAUGAAGCUGGAGGAGGGCAAGUACCUCAUCCUGAAGGACCCCAACAAGCAAGUGAUCCGGGCCUACAGCCUGCCUGACGGGACGUUCAGCUCGGACGAGGACGAAGACGAGGAGGAGGAAGAGGAGGACGAGGAGGAUGACGAUGAGGAAAGCUGAAGGAGGUUUGGGAAGCAGGGAGCAGCGGAUCCAGCGCUCUGAUGCCAGGAAGAAACCACACUGUCAGGGGAUGAAAACAAUCACACAAACAAAGCAUCUAGAUCCUAAAAUAAAAUCAAUUGGAUUAUAUGAAA